ACAUGUCAGGCCGUUCAAGGUCGUGGAGGCGAAUAGGCGCGAGUCUCCCAGUAGGUCGAACUUCUUUGAUUUUAUGCAAUUAGUAAUAUAUCUACAAACUAUUGUACGUGGGCGAAGCGAAAAAGACUACAACUACAUCAUAUUUCAGUUCAUAGGCUACCAAAUUGGCAGACUGAGUGUCGGCGAGACUAUUAUUUCUAGGCGAACUAGACGGAUUCACGAUAACAGGCCUUAGAUUUUGGCGCGAAACCUGUUUAUUAUUUAUUCGGCACCAUUGAUGAUGUCAGUUCGUGAUGAAAACCCCAAAUCUAAUUCCUGACCCUAAUUAUAUCCAACUUAUAAUACUAAAAGCUACAACACUUCCGAGAUUAGCUCAAAUUUGAAAUUUGUAUCACUGGAAUGCAGCUGGUGUUCCUGAUAAUUCGCUAUGCACAGGCAGACAUCCGUCUCAUAGCGGUUUCGUCGUCCACCUGACGAAUAGUCCUGUCGUACGAGUCCAUUUUAACUCCAUCAGGGAAAGGUAAACCAGUAUAUGAUAAACUACUAUGCCACGGAGCUUAUGUUAGAUGUAACGACUGCCUCAGGGUAACGAGGCAUAUAGGGCUCAGAAAUUAAACUGAAUGAAGGACUUCAUCAUGAACAUCCUGCAACCUUAACGUGAGAAUCCUAAAGUUGAUAUCCUGGCGUGGUAAAUUAUUCACUAGUAUUUGCUGUCUCUUGGUUGGCUGGGAUAAAGCGAAAGCUCAGGUUCGUCUGGCUAUUUAGUAUUUGACUCGGCAGUGUUUUUUGAAGAUCUAGUUUUUGUAACCCGUUCUCACAUUCUUAUGAAGCCGGUGCCUUGGAAUGUUGGUAGUCAAAAUCGUCCCCGUAAGAUUUUGGUAAAGUCAGCAGUACACUUUCACUGUCAAAUCUUAAAUCCUCAAUAAUUGGUCUUAAUGCUCUUCAAAUUGUGUCCAUGUUACGAGAGUUUUGUAUCCUUCAGGUGAGAGUCAUUAUCGUCUACAAGACAGGCUCAAAACAAGCUAUCAGCUCAGAAACACUUUGAAGUAUCCGCUCACAUCAGGGUAUUAAGUGUUGCAGCAUAAUUACACCAAUUUUAUUCUUAAAGUGGAAUAGUUUACUAAGGAUUGUUAGUUAGAAAAGCAUGUUUUGAUGCCAUUGGUGUGAAUCUGAUACGUAGUAGUGGCUCGAAAUAUACAUAUCACGGAGUGAGUCCUCCGACAUUUUGCUAAGUUACUCAACGAUAUAAUUGAUACUUAUUACCACGAUUAAUCGGACCCCUGUGUACAUAACAUUUAUACGACUGUUGAAAAGCUCAAAAAUCGAUACAAGUACGCCUAGUUUAUGGAGUCACGUACUAUUAAUUAUUAUCACCAAUCAGUUGUCACUAUAUUUCCAAUAUAUCAUUUUCCAGAGAUCUUAGAAGCUUUAACUCAAAUGAGCCAGAGUAUAACUGUUCCUGUGACUUUUAUACGUUCAUUCAAGUACCGUACAACGUGUUAUUUGCCUUUGUCGAACAUUCCUCAGUCGGCGACUGUAAAAGACCUGUUCGAUCGCAUACAUCAUGGUAAACAUUACAUUAGAUAUACUUUACAAUAUUCAUGUUUAGAAGUAAAAACCUCUUCGGUUAUACCUCCUCCUUUCAAGAACCUUUGUUACGGUAAGCUAAUAUCUAGUAAUUUAACUCUCAUAAUAGAAACCUGAUGAACACCCAUUGGUACUCAAUCAUUUAUUCACUAAUUACAUAAUUCGGGUUGAUUUCAGGGAAACAUAUGCUUCAGGAGGCUUCUUAGUCUUUUGGUAAUCUGACUGGUGUUAUAAAACCCGACUUGACUUUCUCUAUUUCCCAAUGACGACAAAUGUAGGUUCUUUAAUCCACUACUCUGUUGGCGCACUAUCCCAACCUGCUUGAUAAUUUCGAAAGAUGUAUUAUUACGUAUCCUAGGUACUAAGAUUAUAAUAACGUAGUGUAUUAAUAUACUUGCUUCAGUAAGAGCGAAAACUAGUCCCACUUUAGCUGUUUUAAUGUUCUAGUGUACGUUAAUGCCAUUUUGAGAAAAGAUCCUUAGUCAUAACCUAAUUGUAAAAUACAAGUACAAAUACCAAACAAAAUUACGCAAUAAACCCGACCCCUUUAGAGUUUUCGAUAUCUUUUUAAAGCUCUCCUAAUAGUAUUUAGUUAACUAACAUCCUAACAUUUGUUGUCACCGCUUUCGAUGUAUCUACUUCAAUCAAUCUUAAGGAUUUAUUUCAAUUUCUCAUUAUAUAUAUUUUUAUGCUCUUUCGAAGAUGCGCUGAAAGUUCGCCACAAAGCUUUUAACACAAAGUCUGGAGAACUGUUAAUUGAUUUAGAAGGUGAUCCUAUUCCGAGCAAUUCGGACUUAACUCUAGAAUCUCUUGGAAUAGUGAAUGAAACUGAAGUGGCAGUGUUCAAAAUGAGCGAUUUUCUGGCUCAACGCGAUAAUCCAGAAUUUCUGUGGUGAGAAGCGAUAAUGUCACUAUGAAGCAACUAUUUGUAUAUAUAAUAUACUCCUUGAUUCGACCAUAACGUUUUACUGCUACUGUGUCUGGUACUGUUAAUCCUGAAGAUCUACUUUUGAUUAUGAAGAUGAUAUCUAGUGGUUACGUGCUCUUAUGCUACAAAGUGAGAAUGAUAUCUUAACAGAUUAAUUUCAGGAUAUCUAUUUCAGUAUCAUAAAAAGCACAAUAUUGAUGACACACUAGAAUAUUGGGAGAAGUUUAUGUAAUACAUCGGUGGGUUAGAUCUUCAUUGUUUGCUAGUAGGAAGUCCUUGUGGUGAUUACUCAAUUAUCUUAAAAUGUGGUUAUAAACCAUUUAAGAAUUACUUGAUUUAAAUACUUUAAUUCACAUAUAACAGUACUUAGGUGUUGUAAUGCUGAUAAAAUAAAUGGCAGUGUGAAGGGUCAUGGGUAGCUCUAGAAAGGUACGACCUCUAUGGUCGUAUUUUCUAAGAACGUAUUUAGCAAUGAUAUACCUCGCCCAUAUUAUCUCAACGCAACACACGGAAAUCAUAAUAUAACUUUACCUUAUCAUCACUAGGUCUUAGAAUCAUCAUUGAUAAGUCACUCGUUGAGGUUUAAUAAAGUUAUGAUACAGAAUGUUCAGAGAAAUUACACUAUCACAUAAGAAAACUUAUGGAAGUAUCACACUAAAGAAUAAUUCUGCAGUGAUUGUGGAAAAAUAUGUAAAUAAUUCUAAAUGAUAUAGGUUGACUAGGAUCAGAAAAAUGUUCCAGUAAACAGGUCGUUAAAUAAAACGAUCCGAAUAGAGUCACUCGAAUUGUUCUAUCCAUUUCUUUACCAGUAAAUCUAGACAAGUAAAUUGCCAAUUCCAGUCAUUAGGAUAUAAA
Schistosoma guineensis is the source of this 3370-nucleotide messenger RNA. NCBI's taxonomy places the organism in Eukaryota, Metazoa, Platyhelminthes, Trematoda, Strigeidida, Schistosomatidae. The record is from the annotation of a GenBank genome assembly.